Molecule: messenger RNA, 1172 nt
Organism: Saimiri boliviensis boliviensis (Bolivian squirrel monkey)
Lineage: Eukaryota; Metazoa; Chordata; Mammalia; Primates; Cebidae
Source: RefSeq, a predicted model, not a curated record
UACAAAGGCAGUCAGGGGCUGAGCAGGGUUCCACCCGGCUGGCUCCGGGCAGAAGAUUUCCCUCCCCACCUCCAGGAUUGUCCUCAUCAUCGCUCACUCUCAGCUUAAGAUUCUGGAGGCCGAGAAUUGACUCCCCCGGAUCCAUGGUCUGUGGACCCCCAUGUUCCGGCUGGAGACGGGGAGCCAGUGAGACCUGGGGCUUCAGGGUCCGCCCAAGGAGUUUGCUCAUGGCGGCAGACCUCUGGAGUGGGAUUUGAGGCCAGGCCAAAGAGAACCCCAGAGAUGAAGGGCCUCCUCCCACUGGCUUGGUUCCUGGCUUGUAGUGUGCCUGUUGUGCAAGGGGGCUUGCUGGACCUAAAAUCCAUGAUCGAAAAGGUGACAGGGAAGAACGCUCUGAAGAACUAUGGCUUCUACGGCUGUUACUGCGGCUGGGGCGGCCAAGGGACCCCCAAGGAUGGCACCGAUUGGUGCUGUUGGGUGCAUGACCACUGCUAUGGACGGCUGGAGGAGAAGGGCUGCAACAUUUGGACACAGUCCUACAAAUACAGAUUCGCAUGGGGCCUGGUCACCUGCGAGCCGGGGCCCUUCUGUCGUGUGCAGCUCUGUGCCUGUGACCGGAAGCUCGUCUACUGCCUCAAGAGAAACCUAUGGAGCUACAACCCGCGGUACCAAUACUUUCCCAACAUCCUCUGCUUCUAGGCAUCCCCAGCGAGCCUUUUCCAGACCAAGCAUUUGCUCUGUUCUUUGGCAACACAGAGUUCCUACUCUGCUGGGUUCCUGAGAGAGGCUCCUAUGUUGCAGACCUCCAUCCUUCCUGAAGCUUCGAGGACCCCCCAGGGCCAUGCUCUCCAGAGAGUCCCAGGAGAGCGACUCUAGUCAUAGGACUUGGUAGGGUCCCAGAGCCUCCACUUCUGAGGGCAGCCCCUUUGGUGCCAAGAGCUCUCCCCCAACUGAGGGUUGGCUGUGUCUCUCUUCUCUGAAGACAGCAUCCUGGCUCCAGCUGGAACACUUUCCUGAGAUGCACUUACUUCUCAGCUUCUGUGAGCAGAUUAUCACCAGCACCCUCCAGAGAAUUUCUACACAAGAAGAGCCAAAUUGACUCUCUAAAUCUGGUGCAUGGAUAUUAAAUAAAAUUCCUUCUCAAGGCUAAUAAAAACCACAUUGGCAUUUUC